UUUCUAAUUUGGUUGAAAUGAAAACGUCUAAAGUUUUGGCUUCCCUCUGCUUAGGGAUUAAAAUACUUUGUGUGCUUCGACAGGAAUGGUUGGAUAAAAAUUCAGAUUUACAAAUAAUUAGAAAUGUUCAAGCUGUACUAGAGAAUAAGGAAUUUAGAAAAGCCGAAGACGUGAAUGUGUUGCUUGAACCAUUAAAAUAUUCACAGAACACCAGCCUUGUGCAAACUUCAGGAUUAAAGAUUGGACUGCUGGUUUUAACAAUGCCUGAGAACAAAGAAAGAAGAAGUUAUUUACGAAAUAUACUUCAAGAAUCUGGUUUCUCGGUUCAGAUGUUGUUUGUUGUUGGAAAGAAUGUUUAUACAAGAAGUCUUUCUGAUGAAAUUCAAGAAUACAAGGAUAUAAUGAUGUUGGAUAUCAAAGAAUCGUAUGAAAAUCUGGUGUACAAAACAUUAUCAGGAUUAAAGUUUUUUGAGACUUCAAAUCUUGAUUUUGUAAUAAAAAUGGAUGACGACCUAACCAUCAACUUACAAGAACUAAUAAGAACAGUACAGUCGAUACCCAGGAAUACACAGAAUAUUCACUGCUAUCCUCUACAUAAUAUCAAGCGUAGCAGAUUUACUGAUUACUGUCCUAAAAAGUUUCAUAUCUCAGCAGAGCAGUGGCCCCAGAGUGGAAUGCCAUCCUACUGCCUUGGUUGGGUUUACAUAAUUGAACCUACAAUAGUCACAAGAUUAUUAGAUCAGACCGAACAUGUUCCUUUUAUACACAUAGAUGAUGUUUUUGUGACGGGUUUGCUGCGUAGUUCAGCUGGAAUAAACAUUAAAUCUUUAGAAACUGAUACUUUAAUAUUCCGCCACGAUUCAAUUUUUCUCAGGUGUCAAUUUCUCAGUUGGGUUAAUCAUAUAUUUUUCUGGAGACUGGCGUAUGAGAACAAGGGCUGGCCCUGGGUUCCCUUGAAAGCAUUGGCUUCUCAUGUCUUCCCCCCUUUUGUCUCAAGUUUUAUUCUUUAUUUAACUUUUAAAUACAUGACUGAAUAA
This is a messenger RNA of Eurytemora carolleeae, 1037 nucleotides long. RefSeq names its product beta-1,3-galactosyltransferase 5. The coding region runs from base 18 to 1037 and encodes 339 amino acids. Gene Ontology annotation, cellular component: membrane. Gene Ontology annotation, molecular function: hexosyltransferase activity. The record is from RefSeq and is a predicted model, not a curated record. The transcript has 16 exons. Lineage: Eukaryota; Metazoa; Arthropoda; Copepoda; Calanoida; Temoridae.